GAAUAUAAGGCUACUACUUUAUGUUUCAAGAAUUUCUCCCAAAAACUUCACACUUCUCAUCUCUAACACUAGUACAUUAGUCCCACCUUGAUCAAUCUACAACCAUGUCUAAAGAUCAAAAUCAUCAAACUCUACCAAUUGAUCCUAAUGUUGAUCCCUAUGGCUAUGUAGGCAUGGUUCGUCGUUCCGAUGGCUCAAUCACACGUCUACAAGAACCUUCUGUCCCUAUAGACACAUCUAAAAAUCAUUCCCUAGUCGUCACCAAGGAUAUUGCUAUUAACUCCUCAAAGAACACGUGGGCACGUAUUAUUCUCCCUCGUCGACUACUCCAUCCCCCCACCACCACCGCUAAACUUCCUCUUGUAAUCUAUUUUCACGGGGGAGGAUUCAUAGUGGGGACUGUAGAUACGCCCAUCUUUCAAGGCCUUUAUGCGUCACUUGCUAGUGAAAUUCCAGCAGUAGUUGUAUCAAUCGAGUAUCGUCAGGCCCCUGAGCAUCGACUUCCAGCAGCAUAUGAGGAUUGCAUGGAAGCAUUGCAUUGGAUCAAGAACAAACCUGACGAAUGGUUAGUCAACUAUGCUGAUUUUUCCAAAUGCUUUCUCAUGGGCACGAGUGCUGGAGGCAACAUAGUGUACCACUUGGGGCUAAAAGCUGCCUCAAUUUGGGACAACCUUAAACCUUUGGACAUCAAGGGGCUAAUAUUGAAUCAACCUUUCUUUGGUGGGACAGAAAGGACACAAUCAGAAUUAAAAUUAGUUAAUGACAAGGUAUUGCCCCCUAUUGUAAGUGAUGUCAUGUGGGAGUUAGGAUUGCCUGAAGGCGUUGACCGCGAUCACGAAUAUUCAAAUCCAAUGGUGGGGAUUAAAUCAAACACCAACCUAUUUGAUCAAGUAAAAUUACUGGGGUGGAAGAUCUUGGUGACUGGUUGUGAUGGUGAUCCUUUAAUUGACCGCCAAAUUAACUUGGUAAGGGUCUUGAAAGAAUUGGGCGUUCAAAUAGUGGGUAGUUUCACUCAUGGAGCAUAUCACGGGUCUGUGGUUAGUGAUCCUUUGAAAGCUAAGGAAUUUUCCAUAGUAGUGAAGGAAUUUGUGACCGCCUAAGGCCUCAUUUGUUCAAGAUUAAGAUUUAUUCACACUAAAUAAGUGUUUAGAUCUUAAUCUAAAAAAAUGCACUUAAUAGCCUAAUGUUUGGAUCAUAGAUAUUCAGACAUCCAUUAAGUGCAAACAAAUGAGGAAUGAGGCCUAAGUCAUUUUAACAGGUUAGGUUGUGGUCAUUUUCUUCUAUUCAAAUCAUUUGCGAUAAUUUAAGAGAGAGAAUUUUCUGUCACUUCACUAUUUUCCUUGAAUAAUACCACAAUGUUGAAAUGG
Molecule: messenger RNA, 1367 nt
Organism: Lycium ferocissimum
Lineage: Eukaryota; Viridiplantae; Streptophyta; Magnoliopsida; Solanales; Solanaceae
Product: carboxylesterase 1
Exons: 1
Coding region: 105-1100 (331 amino acids)
Molecular function (GO): hydrolase activity
Source: RefSeq, a predicted model, not a curated record